Molecule: messenger RNA, 254 nt
Organism: Eimeria necatrix
Lineage: Eukaryota; Apicomplexa; Conoidasida; Eucoccidiorida; Eimeriidae
Exons: 2
Source: RefSeq, a predicted model, not a curated record
CGGGCCCCCCAGGGGGCCCCCCCCCAGGGGCCCCCGUUGGGAGGGGGGGCGAGGAGGGCCUGUCGGGUCUGCCUGUGGGGCAGAAAGGGGACUUUGAUGAGGGAGGAAAUGUGGGCGAAGACUUUGUGGAGGUCUGCGGGGCCCCUUUUGGUCUCCAUGAGGAGCGGGUUGAGCCCGUCGUCUCCGUAGAGAAACUGCACCACUUGCCCGUCGCUGGUGUCUCUUUAUGGGGCUCUUUAUGGGGCUCUUUAUAG